AUGAUUCGUAUAUUGGCAGCCACCGGAAUAGCAACUACAACAGGACUAGCUUUAUAUUAUUCGAAAUCAAGAGGAAUGAAGGCAAGUAGAAAUACAAAUGAACAGCUGCAGUCUCUGAAAGAUGAUCAAUUCGAUGUUUUAGUUGUUGGUUGUGGAGCAACUGGCGCUGGAAUUGCCCUUGAUAGUGCUAGUAGAGGACUAAAAACCGCUGUUGUGGAAAGAGAAGAUUUUGCCUCUGGAACUAGCAGUAGAAGUACUAAACUAAUCCAUGGUGGUGUUCGAUACUUAAAAAGUGCAAUUCUGCACCUGGAUUUAGAACAGUACCAGCUCGUUCGUGAAGCUUUAAGCGAAAGAUGGCAUUUACUUCAUGUGGCUCCACAUCUAACAAGAGAGCUACCGAUUAUCGUACCAGUAUUCAAGUGGUAUCUGAUUCCGUAUUAUUGGACUGGAAUGAAAAUGUACGAUUUUGUUUCUGGUAAAAAGCGUUUGCCCAGUAGCUACUUUCUUUCCAAACAGAAAGCUUUGAAGCAGUUUCCUAUGUUAAAAUCCUCAGAUCUUGCAGGCGCCAUUGUAUACUAUGAUGGCCAGCAUAACGAUGCCAGAAUGAAUACAUGCAUAGCAUUAACUGCAGCUCGUUAUGGCGCUACAGUUGCCAAUCAUGUUGAAGUUAAGAAAUUACUAAAGAAAAAGCAAGGCGAUCAAGAAGUCGUUUGUGGAGCAACAGUUAAGGACAAUUUAACUGGUGAUGAAUGGGAUGUCCAGGCUAAAUGUGUUAUCAAUGCAACUGGACCGUUUACUGACGGUAUUCGUCAGUUGGAUAAUCCAUCUACAGAAAAGAUUGUUGUGCCUAGUUUAGGAGUGCAUGUUGUAUUGCCUGGCUACUACAGCCCUAAAGAUAUGGGACUUUUAGACCCUGAAACUAGUGACGGAAGGGUUAUAUUUUUCUUACCUUGGGAAGGCUUUACCAUUGCUGGAACAACUGAUAGAGAAUGUAAAGUCACAUCCAAUCCGGCUGCUGUUGAAGAAGACAUUCAAUUUAUUCUCAACGAAAUCUCUACUUACCUAAGCCCUGAUGUUAACGUAAGACGAGGUGAUGUCCUGGCAGCAUGGGCUGGAAUUCGUCCACUUGUCCAAAACCCACAAGCCAAGAACACCUCGGAACUUUCGCGGAGUCACGUUAUUGAAGUUAGCGAUAGCAAUUUAAUUAGUAUUGCUGGAGGCAAAUGGACUACCUAUAGGGCAAUGGCAAAAGAUACUGUAGACAAGGCCAUAACUGUAUGUGGUCUUAGCGCUAAAAAUGAUUGCAUUACUGAAAAUAUCAUGUUGGAAGGUGGAGAGAACUACACAAAGACACUAUCAAUUCGUCUAGUCCAAGAUUACGGUUUAGAUCCUGAGGUUGGAAGUCAUCUCGCUGACACGUACGGCGAUCGGGCACCUGAGGUAGCUAAACACAUUAAUCUUACUGGCAAAAGAUAUCCAAUAACAGGAAUACGUUUAGUAGAAGGAUUUCCUUACAUCGAAGCUGAAAUCAAGCAUGCCAUUCGUGACGAAUACUGCUGCAGUAUAGUUGAUUUUAUUGCUAGAAGGACUAGCUUGGCAUUUCUAAAUGCUCGAGCAACCGAUGCAGCUUUACCGAGAAUUUCUGAAUUAAUGAGUAAAGAAUUAAAUUGGAGCCGUAAAAAGCAAAAGGAAGAAGAGGAAAAAGCUCAUGCUUUCUUAAAAACUAUGGGUUACCGAUUAAAGCGUGAUUUAAUUGGAUCAAAUAUUUCACUGGACAAUGUAGAUGUUGAAGCGUACAAAAGAGUAUUUAAGGACUUUGAUCGUGAUGGUGAUGGCCAUAUCAGUCCGCGAGAUUUGCGUAAACUGUUAGAGAAAUUAGGUAAAGACGUCGGCGAAAGUGAAGUACGAGAUUUAAUAUCAGAAGUAGAUGUCGACAAUAACAGCAUGAUUGAACUAGACGAAUUCUUAAAGUUAAUGAGCGCUCUGGAGGCUGGCCUUGUAUCUGAAAGUCGUCUGGGAAUGAUUGUAAAAAUGCAGAGGCAGAAGAGUGGUUUUGCUGUUCCAAUAAGCAGAAGUGGAGGUGGCGUCUAAAUCUCAUGCAGUGAUUGAAAUAGCUUUGGUUGCAUUAGUAGAAAUGAUCCUACAUAGGUAACGUACGAUUAUCCGUUUGCUACAUUUAUAUCUAAAAUUCGUACGACACCAGAGAGGGAUAUUAUCGGCGUUGCAGUAUAGAUCGACUCUGCAUCAAGCAAUUUACCAACUGUGAUCUAGCGAUGGAAGAGUAUUUGAUUUGUAUUAUGUUGGUUAUUAAUAGAUCUAUUGGGUCAUUUUUAAUUUCCUCAGAAUAAUCUAUUACAAUGAUCCUAUUC
Molecule: messenger RNA, 2369 nt
Organism: Trichoplax adhaerens
Lineage: Eukaryota; Metazoa; Placozoa; Uniplacotomia; Trichoplacea; Trichoplacidae
Exons: 13
Coding region: 1-2091 (696 amino acids)
Biological process (GO): glycerol-3-phosphate metabolic process
Cellular component (GO): glycerol-3-phosphate dehydrogenase (FAD) complex; mitochondrion
Molecular function (GO): glycerol-3-phosphate dehydrogenase (quinone) activity; calcium ion binding
Source: RefSeq, a predicted model, not a curated record